This is a messenger RNA of Entrophospora sp. SA101, 333 nucleotides long. NCBI's taxonomy places the organism in Eukaryota, Fungi, Glomeromycota, Glomeromycetes, Entrophosporales, Entrophosporaceae. The record is from the annotation of a GenBank genome assembly.
AUGUCAGACAAUAAUAAUCGCUUCAACAAAACAAGUCAAAGUGAAAAAAAAUGGCAACGGAAGAAAAAUAUCAAUAACGAAAAAGUUAUUUCGUCAUCAGUAUCACCGUCAUUCUUAGUAUUUGUUCAAGAAAUUGAGCUAGAAGGGCCUAGAAAAUUGUCUUCGCAAUUUAUGAUUAAUAUUAAAGAUUUCUUCAACGGUACAUUACAAAACAUAACGAGUUUACAUGAAGAAGACAAUGAAGACGAUUUCGAAGAACAAAAUAUAAAUAACGAGACUAUGUAUCAAUAUUAUUGUAGCGACUCCGCCACAUUUUCCGAUGACUUAUUUUGA